AGAAGGGGCCUGAGGCUGAGGUGGAGGCUGGGAGUUUGGGGCUGUGGGUAAGUCCUUUUGGGGUCAGACCUGUGGACUUGGGCAGGGGCGGACCCUCAUGGGGCUCUGGUGGGCUGCAGCAGUGCGGCUUGAUCUUGGGCCCUGGUGGCAGCUGUCUCCUCUGAACAGGGCUGGAAAGGAGAUGGACGGCCCUGAGAUCUCGGCUUGCCUGGGGUCAGAACUAGCCUUGUAGGUGGCUGGGGAGGAGGAAGGAGGAAAAAUACUAACAUAAGUUGAGCUGCUGAAUACGCCAGGUGCUUUCCAUGUAUUCUAUCCUGAGUGUAACUGGAGGGCAGAGGUUAAGUGAGCACACAGCCAGCAGGCUGUAGGGGAGGAUUUAAAGCUGGGCUGCUCUAAACUCACAGCAUUUGCUCUUCCAAUCCGUUCCCUGUUUCCUGGGUGGAGGUUCCCAAGGCAGGUGACUCAAAGAGGAAACUGUGAGAGUUUGUGGGAGCAGGUGGGGCCGUGCAUGGACUCAACUGUCCCCAGAGGCAGCUAACUGCAGAGCUGAGCCCUGCCUCGCCCAGGCGGCCACCGCUUGCUUCAAGCUGCAGCUCAGGUAAUGGUGGUGCCUAUUCUCAGGUGGAUCUUCUGAAGGCCAUAGAAUCCUCCACGGGCCCAGGAUGCCUUUGCUCAAAUACUGCAGCGUGGCCACAAGCCUGAAGGCCCCUGGCUGGGACAGUGCUGCUCCACCCUGGGACCUCUCCUUCACCUACCCCUUUGCCCUCCAAGCGCCCUGGCUCACCGGGCACAAGCCCCUUGCAAGGCACGCCUCUUCUUGCCCGUGUCUCCACAUUGCCGACCCAGCAUGGCAGGGGCCUGGCUGGCUGGGAAGAGCUGGAGAUGCUGCCAACACAUGGGUCCUAGCAAGAAAGGAAGCAGAUGGUUUUUACUACCGGGCCCAAAUAAAGGCCGCUCCCGAGCUGGAGAGACAGGGGGUCCUGCUUGUGGAAUUCGAGGCUCCUCUUGUCGCAGGCUCAAAGCUGCCAGCCCAGCAGCAGAGAGUGGUCUUAGAAGAGGAUGUCAUUCCUCUCUCACCAUCUGUAGGAUACUCACUGAGACCAGGGGAUAAGGUGCUGGCACUCUGGGAGCCACGCCAACAGCAGUAUGGCCCUGGCACUGUUCUUUUGGGCUUGGAGAUGAGAGAUCCCCAGAGAGUAGCAUCAAAGGAAGAAGAAAUCACUGUUCACUUCUGGAAUGGCAAAGCCGCUAAAGUGUCCCUAGGUGGGGUCCAGUCGGUGUCCCUGGCCAUCUGGAAGAAGGCUGUGGAGAAGCUGCACAAAUCUUUCACCAGGGAGCACCCCAGGCCCCUUCACUGGGCCCCUUGCUGCUCUCUGCUAGGGCCAAUCACUGGGCGCAUCACUAACGAGCUUCCUCCGGAUGCUCCAUUCCUGUACCCUCUCUGCCAUCCUCAUACCUGCUGCCAGUUGCUGUGCCAGGGCUGCCUCUGUGGCUGCCCCCCAUGUGGCACCACUUGGUGGCCUCUAACCAGGACCUCAGAAGUCAUGGCCAGAGAACUUCCGGAGUUGGAACCCACAGCACAGCUUUUGCCCCUGGAAGGUCCUAAAGAGGAGAAAGUAGCAAUGCAUGCUCCCUUGGCUGUUUCUUCCUCCUCAUCCUCCUCCUGUGAACAAGACGGUGUGGAGAAUGAUCUAGAGAUGGGCCCUCCCCAGAGACUGACGGUGAACACUGCAGUCAACACAGAUCCCAUCCUUCUUAAGACGCCUCUGAGGCAGAGUGGCCUCUGCCAGCCUGAGUGGAGGUAUUGGAAGAGAAACGGGCCUGAGCCAUGCCCUGGGAAGUCAGGAACAAGAUAUUCCAACAUCUGGAAAGAAGAAAAGGAUCACAAACGGCAGAGAGCACAAACUGUAGUAGUGGGGACUACCAAGGAGCUGGUCUCGAAAGCAACCCACACGAAGCCACCGCAGACCCCGCCAGGGGAAGCUGAACACAGAAAGCGGAGUCAGAGCCUUGCAAUACGUAAAGAAUAAACAUGGUAAAUACUCAAGGAGUUAUACAGAGUGGCUGACAAGGCCUUCUUCAACAGAAGGAGGCAGAGGACAGGCCAUAGGUUAACAGUCAAAUAACCAGCAGUAUCUCCACCCCACGAAGACCUCCCUGCAGAUAAGCAGCAGGAAGGCACCUGUUGUGAGGGCUUAUAGGAGUGUGGGGUCCUGCCCUGGGGCUCCCUGCCAGGGCCCUGGUGAAACUGUUUUAAGAUGCCUCUUCCAUGGAAGGAGGGGGUCAGCCUGCUUUGGGCAAAUGUGUCCACAGCCACUCUGCCACCUUCCCAUAAAGCCUACUUGUAUGUGAGUGACAUUUUGUUUCACCUCUUAAUAAAAUUGAAUUCUCUUC
Messenger RNA from Pongo pygmaeus (Bornean orangutan), 2394 nucleotides. RefSeq names its product chromosome 9 C11orf16 homolog (gene C9H11orf16). Bases 663 to 2030 code for a protein of 455 amino acids. Lineage: Eukaryota; Metazoa; Chordata; Mammalia; Primates; Hominidae. The transcript has 6 exons. The record is from RefSeq and is a predicted model, not a curated record.